CAAGGAUCAUUCAGUUGGGGGUUCAUAUUUGGGCUGUGAGCCAAUGGGACUCUUCUGGGGACUGCAGCCGGCUCCUGGAGCAAGAGAAGGUUUAAGGCAGAUUGAGAAAAAAAAACGUGGAGAUUCCAUACGUAGUGCACAUGUCCUUACUGGAGGGGCAUGUGUCGCCCGGUGAGGGACAGAGCACUGAGCUGGCUGCUGUAACCACUGAGCGCUGGUACACGGCACCGGGCGUAAAGAGAAUAAAGAUUCGGCAAAAUGGAAUUGUAGGGACGUUGUUCUUACCCCCUGGUCCGGGCCCAUUUCCAGCCAUGUUGGACCUGUGGGGAAUGGGUGGAGCGCUGGUCGAGUACCGCUCGGCCCUGUUUGCAUCAAGAGGUUAUGCCAGCUUGUCCAUUGCCUACAUAGGGCACAAAGAAUUACCUGGCCCACAAAACCGCAUCAAUGUCGGGGCUUCAUAUUUCAAUUCAGCCUUCGACCUACUUCGGGAUCAUCGUCAGGUCUGUGCCGACAGAGUUGGUAUCAUCGGUCUGUCAUUUGGAGUUUACCUAGCUCUUCGAAUUGCCACUGAGACUGGUGCCAAACCAUCUUGUUUGAUUUGUAUCAACGGGCCAAUAGGAAGUGCCAUCAGGCUCUCAGAUGCAGACGGCAGGACGGAAAACUUUGAAGGACAACAGAAAUAUUGGACGUAUAAUGAUCAAGGCCAUGUCAGUUUCAGAGACAUCUCCUUGCCUGCUAACCUUCCUCCUGAGAGCAAAGUGAAGCUAGAGAACCUCGCCUGCCCAUUAAUGUACAUAGUGGGAGAAGAUGACCUGAGCGCUUCAAGCAUAGAGAACGCAAACCUGAUCGAGGAGACCCUGAGGGCUGCAGAUAAAUCCCAGCUUUUCACUCGUUUGUCCUACCCUGGUGCUGGUCACCUGAUUGAACCACCUUACUCACCAAAUUCAAGAAUCUCAUUAUGGAGCGUCAAACCAAAAAAAUUGAUCACUCUGUGGGGAGGUCAUCUCGCGCCCCACGCUGCUGCCCAGGAAGAUGCCUGGAAGAAGAUCCUCGAUUUUAUGGAAAACAAUCUGAGAAGAUGAACCUGUGGUGAAGUGGACUUGUCGAUAGAAAGUACCUCGUCACGCAUGUGUCUGUGAAAGGCUGCAUGUAGCUGAGAGAGUUUUACAUGCAGAGAACUGAGGGAGGAAAACAAACUUUUGCUGUCCUGUGGUGUGCAGCUCACUCAGAUACGCUCACAUUCAGCAGAUUCUCCACAAGGGGGAGCUGCCAUGCCAAAAUACACCAUCAACAGAGAAGGACACUCAUCCCUGCUGCAUUAAAUUUAUGGUUCUUCAUGUGUUUCAGCAUUUUUGCAUUUUAUUUUAUGCAACAAAUUUUAUUACACUGAACAGAGGAUAUAAUAACGAUCAGCCAUCAAAGUUGGUCUAAAUCUACACAGAUGUCCCGAUGAUGUGCACAUCAUUCAGUCCCACUUAUAAAUUUCAGACACUCUG
This is a messenger RNA of Seriola aureovittata, 1496 nucleotides long. Its product is annotated as bile acid-CoA:amino acid N-acyltransferase-like. The record is from RefSeq and is a predicted model, not a curated record. The coding region runs from base 141 to 1082 and encodes 313 amino acids. Lineage: Eukaryota; Metazoa; Chordata; Actinopteri; Carangiformes; Carangidae. The transcript has 9 exons. Gene Ontology annotation, molecular function: fatty acyl-CoA hydrolase activity. Gene Ontology annotation, biological process: fatty acid metabolic process; acyl-CoA metabolic process.